Pygocentrus nattereri (red-bellied piranha) is the source of this 1301-nucleotide messenger RNA. Its product is annotated as nuclear body protein SP140-like protein. The transcript is spliced from 11 exons. Gene Ontology annotation, biological process: regulation of transcription by RNA polymerase II. The record is from RefSeq and is a predicted model, not a curated record. Gene Ontology annotation, molecular function: protein binding; DNA-binding transcription factor activity, RNA polymerase II-specific. Gene Ontology annotation, cellular component: nucleus. The coding region runs from base 457 to 1011 and encodes 184 amino acids. Lineage: Eukaryota; Metazoa; Chordata; Actinopteri; Characiformes; Serrasalmidae.
UCCUCUCCAUCAUUUAAACAAAAGAAGAUUCAGGAUGAAGAGUCUUCACCUGUUGGCAGGGACUCACUGGGACAGCCAAAAUGCAAGAGAGCGCUGUUCACAUCAAGUGGAAGUACCAGACAUGUUGCAAUUUCAGAGUCCAGUGCUAAAGCAGAAGAAGACAACACAGGGCCAGUGCAUCCAUUUGUGUUUCAAACUCUUACUUUACCGGUCAGCUGUGGUUCUGUCAAUGGGGUUUUAUAUAAAUGCAGAUUUGCCUCAGGGUCACGCAGUAAAAGCAUCCGCACAGAGGAGCGCUGGUUCACUCCGGAGGAGUUUGUAAAGCAGGAGUUAACUCUGAUAGACGGGCACUGGAAGAAAGAUAUUCAGUGUCAUGGCAAAACAUUAAACUACCUGCUGGAGAAGCAGAUCCUGGUGGAACAUUGCCAGUGGUGUAGUUGUAGUCAUUGCAGUACUAUGGAGCAGGAUCUGCUUCAUGAGACAAAUGAUGAUGAGUGCUUCAUCUGUAACAUGGGAGGUUACCUGCUGUGCUGUGAUGAAUGUCCAAGAGCUUUCCAUCAUCAGUGCCAUGUACCGGCUGUGCAGGACGAUUCACUGGGAGAAAAGUGGAUGUGCACUUUCUGUGUGUUGAAGACCAAACAGAGAUGCCGGCAGCCCAGACAGAUGACCGAAAAAGAAGCUCUGGACAGUUCCAUUUCUCAGUAUAUACUGCAUUGCGAGUAUUUGCUGCUGUAUAUGUAUAAAGAGGAUAUAGACUGGGUGUUCAUUGAAGACCCCACUAAAACAGUCUCAGGCUACAGCAGAGUGAUCACUGACCCCAUGUGGGUGGACAGAGUGAAGACAAAGCUGCAGAACAAACAGUAUAAAACAUUGGGCCAGUUUGUGUCUGACGUCCGGCUUAUCUUUCACAAUUGCCACAUCUUUAAUAAGGGCAACAAGUUUGACAAGUUGGGAUCCAGGCUGAGUGAGGUGUUUGAGAGAGAGUUCAAAACCAUCUUUAACAUCGAGUAGCAUCUCUCCUCACUCAGGAACCUGUUUGUUUUUUUUGUGGAAUGUGGAUACAUUGCAACUCAAAUUUCCCUCCUGUUGUUUGGGAACAGGCCUGGUUGGUUUCAUCACAUGUUAAGAAAUGAGGUUUAUUUGAACAAUAUGUAUCAACUGUCAUGUUAGAUUUUUUUAUUGUCUUUUGACUUAAAAUUUCCUAUUUAGUUAUCACACUGAUAAACUAACCUUUAAAUAUUUUGAUUCACUGUGUUCUCCCCGUGUCUGCGUGGGUUUCCUCCGGGUUCUCCAGUUUCAUC